Messenger RNA from Periophthalmus magnuspinnatus, 1900 nucleotides. RefSeq names its product F-box and leucine-rich repeat protein 13 (gene fbxl13). Gene Ontology annotation, molecular function: protein binding. Bases 118 to 1875 code for a protein of 585 amino acids. NCBI's taxonomy places the organism in Eukaryota, Metazoa, Chordata, Actinopteri, Gobiiformes, Gobiidae. The record is from RefSeq and is a predicted model, not a curated record. The transcript is spliced from 16 exons. Gene Ontology annotation, cellular component: SCF ubiquitin ligase complex. Gene Ontology annotation, biological process: SCF-dependent proteasomal ubiquitin-dependent protein catabolic process.
AGCUUACAAUGACCGACAUACAAAAGAAUGCCCUUGCAGGAAUUUUCGAGUGGUACAUCUGGGUGACAUUGCUGGAAAGGAACCAGCUUGUUCAACAUUUAGAAGACACUUGGUGAAAUGGGCAGUAAACCCUGGUGUGAUACAGAUGUUGUCUCUAAGCUGCCCAGCUGUCUCUCACUGAAGAUCUUUCAAUUUCUCUGCAUACGAGACUGGCUGAGUUGUGCCGAGGUGUGCAGCUCAUGGAGAGAUCUAAUUCAGUCGAGUGCACUGUGGAGUCAGAUCAAUUUCUCCAGUGAAAAGGAAUGGUUCACAAAUGCUGAGGUGAAGCAGAUUUUGCAGAUGUAUCGUCCGUUUGUAGUUCACCUGAACCUGCGCGGCUGCACCUUCCUCACCUGGCCCAGCAUCAAGUGUGUCAGUGAAUGCCGAAAUCUCCAGGAACUCAACUUGUCAGAGUGUUCAAACAUUACAGAUGUGAUGGUCCAAAAGCUUACCAAAGGCUGCCCCGGUCUGCUCUAUUUGAACCUCUCUGCCACUAAUAUCACAAACCAAGCACUGAGAGAGCUGUCAAGAAACUGCUUAAACCUCCAGUAUCUCAGCGUGGCUUACUGCUGUAGAUUCACAGAUCAGGGAUUUCUGUACCUCACAACUGGACGUGGAUGUCACACUCUGGUCCACCUCAACGUGUCCGGCUGCACUCAGAUGACAGUAAAUGCAUUCAGGUAUAUCUCAGCUGGAUGCCCUGCCCUCAAACAAAUAGUGAUCAAUGACAUGCCCACACUGUCGGAUAGUUGUGUCAUGGCUCUUUUGUCCAGAUGUCACUGUCUCUCUGUCAUUUCUUUAUUGGAUGCACCCAAUCUUUCCGACUUAGCGUUCAAAGCAAUUGCAGAAGUGGCCAAACUGAGGUCAUUGUAUAUAGAGGGUAAUAACCAGCUGACUGAUGUGAGCUGGAAGGCCCUAUGCACCAGCUCCCUGGGUCUGCGCAAACUCCACGCUGCAGAGUGCACCAGAUUGAACAAUACCAGUGUGAAAUAUAUGGGGACCCUCAAACACCUGCAGUACCUCGACAUCUCCAUGUGCAAUGUGGGCAAUAUUGGGAUCAAACACCUGACCGAUAGUUUGUCAGCACCCAAAUUACGAGAGCUGAAUAUAAGUUACUGUAGUCAGAUCACUGAUACAGCCGUGCGGAGAAUAGCACUAAGAUUGAAUAGGCUGUACCACCUGAACCUGAGUUACUGUGGAGGGCUGAGUGACAAAUCCCUGGAGUUCCUCAGUGACAGUUCCAUUUGUUCACUGGACAUCAGCGGCUGCAGCGUCCAGGACCAGGGGCUGGCUUCUUUAGAGAGAGUCCACUUGAGAAAGAUUGUCCUGGCUGAGUGUAUCUUUGUCACUGAUGUUGGCAUUGAGAAUCUCUGCAGGAAUGUCAAAUAUUUAGAGGAUGUGGACAUAUCAUAUUGUGCAGCUCUGACUGACCGGGCCAUUAGAACACUGUCCUUCUACUGUAGAGGCCUUAUUACACUCAAGAUGGCAGCUUGUGUCAAGAUGACAGAUAUGGGCAUCCACUACUUGACGACAGGAACUCCGUACCUGAGGCAGCUGGAUGUGAGUGGCUGUAUUCAUUUGACCGAUCGCACUGUGCGACACUUGGAGAGAAUAUGUCCUCCUCUGUGCUCUGUUUCUAUGGCCUACUGUAGGGGCAUCUCCAAGUUGGCAGCAUUAAGGCUAAAAUCAUAUAUGGAUCAUUGGGAGCAUAACAACGAUGAACCAUGUGACUGGUUAGUUGUUAAAGGGUUGUCGUCCAUGGUUACCCCAGUCAAGACUGAAGGGACAGGGGAAGAGAAGGAGAGCAUACGACGAGGAAGAGCAGCAAGUACAUGAGAUUAUCUGGGGAUAUUUGUACAAA